Messenger RNA from Thamnophis sirtalis, 453 nucleotides. The record is from RefSeq and is a predicted model, not a curated record. Lineage: Eukaryota; Metazoa; Chordata; Lepidosauria; Squamata; Natricidae.
AUGGCAGCCGAUAGCAAGCAUAUGCAUUUGGACAACGCUAAGUUUUCCGUCAACCUGGACGUGAAGCAUUUCUCGCCGGAGGAGCUGAAGGUCAAGGUUUCGGGGAACGUGAUUGAGGUCCAGGGGAAGCACGAGGAGCGCCAGGACGAACAUGGCUUCAUCGCCCGGGAGUUCAACAGGAAGUACAGAAUCCCAGCCGACGUGGACCCUCUCACCAUCACCUCCUCCCUCUCCUCGGAUGGCGUCCUGACAGUGAACGGACCAAGGAAACUCAAGGAAGUCCCGGAGCGCAGCAUCCCCGUCACGCGGGAAGCAACAUCGGCCCUCCUCCCAGGACCAAGGAAAUGAAGAGACCCUCGGAGACCCCAACCCCCUUUUUUUAUACACCAAAGAAAGCCUCUCUCUAGGACAGAAACGGCAAAGCGAAUCUUCUUCUUUAUUUCUCUGUGCAAA